Molecule: messenger RNA, 187 nt
Organism: Diversispora eburnea
Lineage: Eukaryota; Fungi; Glomeromycota; Glomeromycetes; Diversisporales; Diversisporaceae
Source: the annotation of a GenBank genome assembly
AUGGAGAAAACAUUUUGUAAAAUCGAAAUAUAUCAUGAAACAACACUUGUAGCUACAUUUGAGGGAGAUAUACCAGCAGGUGUUUGGAAAAAAAUAGGUAUUCUACAAAAGUUAGAUAGUUUUGCACUCUUUGAUUUAGAGGAUGAUUAUACUAAAAAGAGAUUAGAAUCAAGAGAAUUACCAACAU